AGCCAUUUAUGAAGAUCCAAAAGUUUUGAUCCAGAUCUGAGUUCAUCCAGCCAUUGAUCCAGCCGAAUAAAUUUGGACCGUUCAUUUAAGAUUGAGCGGAUCUGGGCCAUCCAGUGAUGAUCUGAUAGAUCCGACCUACGGGAGAGUAGAUCCAGACCCUAGAUCAACAUCAGUACCUUCGGAUCAGAUUUUGGAUGACUUUUCACCGUUGAUUUAGCCCGAAAUCAUCUCCACCGUCCAUUCCAGAUCCAGAUCUGAUUUAAAACAGAAGCUACAGUGCCUUUCUGCUUCGUUGAUUCCUCCGCGCUCAGCUCCGCGUCCCGGCGUCUUUCUUCAGGAUUUCGGCCCCAUCCUCCUUCAUAUCUACUUCUCUUCCUAAUUGGCUUUGGAGCUUCCAUUCUUUUGCUUCUAGGCUCGGAUCUUUUGCACGCGCCGGCGAACAUCUUUCCGGAGCUCAGAUCUGUUCGUAUGUCCUCUGUUUCAGCCAUCAUCGGGGGAAUUCUUCGGUGAUAGUGGCUUGCUCUCUAUCAGAGAGUAUCGAUCCAGAGAAAUCGGAUUCAAGAUCUGCGAAAUUUCGAGCUGUGCAGUUCCAAUCUUCACCGGCUUUUCCAGGUCCUCGUGUGGUAAACUACUUGAUUUUGAUCCAGAAAUUGAAAGGACCUUCAGAGCUUUGGGAAUUCAAGAGAACAUUUCAGAAGACUCAGGAAGUUCUUUAUCAUCUUCAGAUACCCCUAUGGCUGAUCAUAGCAGAACAAUGAAGGUGCUUGCAGCUCCUGAUGAGGCUUUCAAAUAUUCUUGCAUUACAUAUCCAGAUUUGGCAGGAGACUUCGAGCUUAGAUCUGGAUUGAUUCAUUUGCUGCCAAAAUAUCAAGGAUUAUCUGGAGAAGACCCAAAUAGACAUUUGCAUGAAUUCCAUGUGGUCUGCUCAACCAUGAAGCCACAAGGAAUUUCAGAAGAAGAUAUUAAGCUGAGGGCUUUUCCAUUUUCAUUGACUGGAGUAGCAAAAGAUUGGUUGUAUUAUUUACCACCAGGAUACAUCACUUCUUGGAUAGAUAUGAAGAAGGCUUUCUUGGAGAAAUUCUUUCCAGCUUCAAGAACUGCAAUUAUCAGGAAAAGUAUCUGUGGGAUUCAGCAAGUGGUGGGAGAGACAUUAUACGAUUAUUGGGAGCGAUUCAAGAAAUUAUGUUUAAGUUGUCCUCAACACCAAAUCAGUGAGCAGCUACUAGUCCAAUACUUCUAUGAGGGUUUACUACCUAUGGACAGAAGUAUGAUAGAUGCAGCAGCUGGAGGAGCUUUAGUGAACAAGACUCCAGAACAAGCUAGGGAGCUUAUUUCAAACAUGGCAGAAAAUUCACAACAAUUUGGAAGUAGAGCUUUGACAACAAGAGGGGUUGGAGAGGUUCAAAUGGUUUCCAAUGAACAAAAGGAGAUAAGAAGCUCAUUAUUGGAGUUAACAUCUUUGGUAAAGCAAUUGGCACUGAAUAAUGCUAAUCAAGCUUCCAUUUUGCCAAGUACACAGUUUCCAUAUCAAUCGAAGGGAGUUUGUGGCAUUUGUUCAAGCCAAGACCACAAUUCAGAAUUGUGUCCAAAUCUUCAUCAAGAUGAGUCAGUAGCAGCAUUUUCUAGAGCUCAGUUUCCUCAAAAAUAUGACCCCCAUUCCUCUAUUUAUAAUCCUGGUUGGAGAGAUCAUCCCAAUUUUAAGUAUAGCAACUCAUUUUAUCAGCAACUACCUUCGAAUCAGAAUUUUCAGCAACCUGCAAGUCAAUUCCAGCAGCAAAAUCAGCCUUUCCAGCAAUAUUAUCAACCUGCAAGUCAAUUCCAGCAACAAUUUCAGCCUUUUCAGCAGUUUCCAAAUCAAAAUCAGCAAUGGCAAUUCCAAAAUCAGGGAGUUCAGCAAGGGCAAAAUGUAAUUCAGAAUGCACUUCCAGCACCUUCAAGAUUAAGUUUGACUCAAGGAAGUUCUAAUAACUCUUCCAAUUCAGAUGCACAACAAAAGAUGGAUGAUUUGAUGCAACAAAUUUUGCAACAGCAGCAAUUAUUUUUACAGCAGCAGCAACAUCAACAAAGGACAGAUUCAGCUUUGCAAAAUCUUGAAAGACAGAUCAGCCAACUAGCAACAAACUUAAAUCAAAUGCAAGCUCAAGGUUCAAGCAAACUACCUUCUCAAACAAUGCCAAACCCAAAGAAUGUGAGUUCGUUGACUCUUCGAAGUGGAAGAACUAUAACUGAACCCAUGAAGAAUAUUCCAAUUGGAUCAGAUUAUGUUGCACCAGCUCCGGACUCACAUUCACCAGAUCUUGCACCAAGAAAUUUGAAUUCAGAAUCCACUCAACCAGUACAUAACAGUGGAAGAAAUACAGCAGAACAGAUUUCAACAGAUUUUGGUUCAACAGAACAAAAUGACUCGCAAUCAGCUCCAAUUUCAGCUCAAAAUGUAGAGAAAGAAUCACAACAGCAAGGUACUGAGAUUUCUGCUCCAUUUCCUUUCCCUCAAGGAAGAAUUCAGCAAAAGAAACAUGUUGAGGAAGAGAAAGUUAGGGAAUUUCAAGAACUUGUGAAUUUGUUCAGCAAAGUGGAGGUGAAUGUGCCCUUGUUAACCAUGAUAGAGCAAGUUCCGAAAUAUGCAAAAUUUCUCAAGGAUGUAUGUGUGCAUAAGAAGAAAUUAAAGGGAAAUGAAUUAGUUAGCAUGGGAAAAAAUGUUUCUGCUCUUAUUCGACCUAUUCCUCAAAAGUGUGAUGAUCCAGGAGUUUUCACCGUGCCAUGUACUAUUGGAAAUUAUGUAUUUGAGGAUGCUAUGCUGGAUUUAGGAGCUUCUAUUAAUGUAAUGCCGAAAUCAGUUUUUCUAUCAUUGGGUAUUGGUCCUCUACAACCUACGGGAGUUGUUAUUCAGUUAGCCAACCGUAGUCAGGCUCACUCAACUGGAGUGAUUGAGAAUGUUUUGGUUAAAGUGAGUGACCUUAUUUUUCCAGCUGAUUUCUACAUUUUGGAUAUGGAAGGCGAUGUAUUAAUGAAUAGAGCUCUAAUCAUUUUGGGAAGACCGUUCCUUAAGACUGCCAGAACUAAGAUUGAUGUGCAUGCUGAACUUUAUCUAUGGAGAUUGCUGAUGUAGUUGUUCAAUUUAGCAUUUUUGAUACGAUGCAACAAAAGAAGAACCAUUCUAUUUUCAGUGUUUAUAAAUCCGAAUGGUUGGAUACUAUGAAUUUUAUUGAUGCGGAUUAUGAUGAAAUUGUUUCAGACUCUAAUGAAUUGGGUUGUGAAUCUAAACAUUUUGGAGGUUGUAUUGAUAACAGGGAAAUAGUUGAGGUAAGAUCUGAUUGUGGUCAAACUUCUGUGGAUGAAUCUAUAAGUGUAGGGGAUUGCAUGGAAGCAUUACCCCAAGAAUCACCUAAAUUGGAUGUAAGUGAAGAUAGUGUAGGGACUUGUGCUAUGGAGCCAAGCACCCAAGAAUCACUACCAACUAUUGUACCUUCAUCAGAACUAGAUAUUGAAUCACAGAAAAUUUCAAAGGACAUUGCAGAGGAAGUUGUGGAGCCAGUGAGACAAUCAAAGAAAUUAAAUAACCCAUUGAACUCUUUUUGUGUUAGCAAUAUUUUUUCUAAUGGUGUUAUUGAGAUGCAGGAGGUGUCUACUGGUCAACCCUUCAAAGUGUAUAACAACCAACUUAAGAAAUUCCUUCGGGGGAGGAAAUGAUGCAGAGUGGACAAGGUGGACAAUAAUGAUGCAAUUCACCAAAAUCAAAGGGGAGUUCGUUCCAACUUAGCUUUUAUUUUUGUUUUCACAAAUAAUAAGUCUUUGCUCUCACAAUUUAGUUUUUAGUUCGUUUCUUUUAGCUUGCUUAGUUGCUUAAUAAAUUCUUUGUUUUCAAAUAAUAAGUUUAGUAUAAGGGAAUAAAUUCUUUACUGUUUACAAUUUCCUUAUAGAAUAAAGUUUGAAUUUGGAAUUAAAAAAUGGUACCCCCUUGACAAGUUUUCUUUAGCAUGUUAGAAGUAGAGAAUGUGAGCUAGAUUUGAAAAUCUAUUUUGGAGCUUAAUGUCAAUAAUGGACUUUUAAUUUUCUUAAGGUUUCUACUUAAUGAUGGACACUUGAUUGGUAAAUUGGAUUGAUACAUUUUCAUGCCUAGUGAGGAUAAGCCUUAAUUGAGUGAUGCACUUGUGUUAUUGCCCUCUAGAACUUGCUUUGAUUCUUUCAAAACCACAAUCCAAUGGAUUAAAUCAUGUUUAUGAAGGUAAAUCUAUUUGUUUCUUUCUUUCUUUCACACAAAUUCUUGUUUUUCUUCUUGAUAAUCAUCAAAUCAAUUUAUAUCUUCUUAAUUGUAAUCUUUUGGAUGUGGAUACAUUGCUUGCUAUGUGAUGAAUUUUUGGUCACGAUGGAUAAGUUGAAGUGUGGGGGAAGAAUGGAAUGAACUUUGAGUUUAGUUUGUUUCAAUAGGAUUGUUGCUUCAAGAAGUUCAGAAAAUUUUUUCACUUUGAAUUUGGAUCCGAAUUUUGUAAUCAGAAACAUUUUUUUUUCUCCAGCAACAUAAGAAAUGCAGAAUACAGAAAUGAAGAAAUGCUAUGGCACAUGAUAGCAAGAGUGUAUCAAGCUGUUGUGAUACAUUGUAUCAAGAUUUUUGGGUAGUUAUCCAAUUGAAGAAGAGUUUGGUUUAAACUUUUGUUUAUUAUUAACAAAUGGUAUUCAAGUUUCAACAGUUGGAAAUCUGGAAAAUUCUUGAAGAUUUAAUCUGGAACCAUCUGUGAAAGGAAGUUUAAUGGGUGUCAAGUGAUAAUUCUGUUCUAAAACAACAAGGUUUUAAAUCCAAGUUUUUAAUUCUGCAAUGUCUAAUAGAAUCAGUCCUUGAGUUUAUUCAUGAAUAAAGCGAGCUUAAAGAGUCUUGUAUUCUGGAAAUGGUUACUAAGGUGAUGUACUCAAACUAUUUGAAGACUGUUGGGCCUGAAAUUUUGGUGUUGUGCUAUAGUCUUAAAAAAGAUUGUGCUGAGUUUCUUCAUGAUGUCUAUAAAUGUCUAUUUUGAUGGCAUAGAAUUCUAAUGGCUGAUAUAAGGAACAAGUAAAACUGGUAAAUUUCUGAAACUGAAAGUGCAAUAGUUUACCUUGUUCGUGCCAAGUAAGUACAACUUUGAAGCCUGAAAAUUUUUGAAGUGUUUAGCUGGAUCUAAUACUUCGAAUCUGAUAAUUCAUUGCAACAACAAGCUGAAAAGUUUGCAGAAACAUGGAUCUGUUGUUGAAAACCUGCAGUAAUUCUUAUUUGCAGUGCUUCAUGGCAUCAAUACUAGAGUUUUAUCCUUUAAGAAGUAAUCUAGAAUUGUAUUGAGAUUUUGUUUUUGCACAGUAGGAAUUGUAGCAUUAUUGAUGUGCAACAAUUUAAGAGUCUCAAAUUCAGGAAUUAUUUAAAAGAAUGGUAAUGCAUUGAAUAAAUCUGCAUAUCAGGCCUGAAAAUUUCUGAUCCGGAAUUCAUUUGCAUGCAAGCUUUUAUUGAUUAAAGAAUCAAAGAGAUAAUCUAAAGAGCUUCAAUUGUAAGGCUUGAAUCAAAGGAUCAAUUAGAAUUUAAGCUGAUGGAACUAUGAAAUUCAGAACUUGAUACAUUCAGAAUUUGAUUGAUAAUUGCCAUACAAUUCAUGAAGCACUUGAAGAUGGCUUUUCCAGUUAAUCAAGGAAUAGCUACAAGCUAUAAUGAAGGAAAGGUUCGAGAAGUCUAAGUGUUGAGGAUUGAAAUUGAUACUUCAUUACAGAUAAUUCAGCAAAUCUUUUGAAUAAAUUCAGAUAUGAAGUGUUGAAUCUAGGCAGGGCAGCAGAACAGAAUUUUUGAAUUUGAUGAAUUCUAAAGGCAGUUGAUCAUAUUGUGAUUCUAGAUAUUAUUUGAAAUGUGAAGUGCUAUUGAUAUAUGUCGUUAAGAGAUCUUAUAAUAGCUUUAAAAUUCUGAAAUUGUAAAUGCAGGAAUCUGCGGAUUUCUGUACAGGUUCUGUAUAGGUUGUGUUGUAGCAAGUUUAAGUUGCUUAAAUCCGGAAAUUUUUGGAGGCUGAUUUGAUAGGGAUCUUAAGAGGCCAGAUGUAAAGAGUUUGGAAUUUUUGAAGGCUUAAUGAUGGUGAAUUGAUACAAAUUCAGGAAAUGUGUAGGAAAUCAAAGAACCUGCUGUUACUGUGAUAACUGGAAUUAAGGGCUACUUAAUUACUGGAAAUCUGUAAGCUAGUUAUUUGUAGGAUGUUGAUUAAAGAAGAUCUUGCAUAUCCAUCGUGUAGCUGAGUUUUAAAGUGGAAGUUUGAUACAGAACAGUGACAAAGCCUAAA
This is a messenger RNA of Zingiber officinale, 6281 nucleotides long. RefSeq names its product probable basic-leucine zipper transcription factor I. The record is from RefSeq and is a predicted model, not a curated record. Bases 734 to 3109 code for a protein of 791 amino acids. The transcript has 2 exons. NCBI's taxonomy places the organism in Eukaryota, Viridiplantae, Streptophyta, Magnoliopsida, Zingiberales, Zingiberaceae.